Molecule: messenger RNA, 13496 nt
Organism: Paramuricea clavata
Lineage: Eukaryota; Metazoa; Cnidaria; Anthozoa; Malacalcyonacea; Plexauridae
Source: the annotation of a GenBank genome assembly
AUUCGACAGGAUGAAUUAUGGUACGCCCGAGACUGCAGCAGGUAUAAAAGAGAAGGGGGCCAAUGCAAUUAUACAAAGUAUUGAAAGAAAACACCAAUGUGCUAUCAUGGUCACAACCAAGGAGGAAGAAACUGACAGACGUAGCUCAUUCAGAACGCUACCUGCAAUUCUUGUGCAUAAUUUGAAUGAAAACCGAAAGCGUACAAUGCAAUGUCGAUAUACUUAUCCCAGUGGUAAGAUCAUAGAAAUACACCAAGGUGAUAUUCUGAAUCAUCCUGUGGACUAUCUGGUGAAUUCAGCAAAUGACGAAAUGAAGCAUUCUGGCGGACUUGCUAGAGCUAUAGUUAAACAAGGAGGGCGGAAAAUUCAAGAGGACAGUUCACGUGCUCUCCACGACCAAGGGAGGAAUAAGUUAUUGCCUGGAGAGGUGAUCACUACAGACGGUGGCAGUUUGAUGUGUAAGAAAGUACUUCAUGUAGUGGUGCCGAAAUAUAGUCCAACUGCUUAUGGUCAUCAUCGAGAUGAAACAAGGUAGGUAAAAAUCAUUUGGAUUAGGUUAUGGUACACAGCUAAAAACGAUGUUGUGCAGCCCACAUUGUUCACAGUUUUUAACAAUAUUGUUCACAGUUUUUAACAAUAUUGUUCAAUAUUGUUGACAAGUGUGAACAAUGUGGGAAACAAAGCACUGUUCAAUCCUGUUAAACAGUGGGCUCAUAAUUUUUAUGCGUGUAAUAGAUGCAGAGAGCUUGAUGUACUUCAGGUAAUACUUCAUGUUGUUGUGCUAAAAUAUAGCCCAGGGAGGUAUUUAAGGUAAUGAUGGUGAUUAUUAAUGGUGAUUGUGAUGAUAGUAAUUAUUUUGGGAUGGUGAUUAUUAUGGGCGUAAAAGUGAUGAUGAUAGUGUAGGUGGUAAUUAAUAGACAACUUGCAUGUUAGACAAAUUUUUGAUCUAACCGAUCUCGGAAUAAAAAAAAGUAAAUUCCCGUUAAGAACUUAUUAAAAUUAGUAAACUUGCAAAAUUUGGUUCCGAAAUGUUGUAAAGCUUGGAAAAUAUAGCCUUGCAAAGUUUGCAUAUUUUCAGUAUAUUUGUAUUACGUGCGGAAAUUGUUACCAUUUUUGAGCCGAAAAUGGUAACAAUUUCCGCUCGUAAUACAAAUAUACUGAAAAUAUGCAAACUUUGCAAGGCUAUAUUUUCCAAGCUUUACAACAUUUCGCAGCCAAAUUUUGCACUUUUACUAAUUUCAGUAUGUUCUUUUUAGCUGUUGUGUUUGAUUCCCUUUUCUAUGCUUAGAUUAAAAUUUAGUCUAACAUGCAAGUUGUCCAUUGAUUAUGAUAUAACAGUUAUGACAAUGGUGAUGGUUGUGAUGAAGAUAGCGAUAAUAGUGAUGAUGAUGGUGUAGAUGACGAUGGUGCUGAUGGCAGAAGUGAUGAUGGUUGUGACUGAAAUAAUGAUCUGUCAAUCAACUAUAUCAACCUUGUCUGCAGUCCCUUCUGUUCUUUUUCCUUCUAAGGAGAGAGCGCUUGCAGUCUAGGGAUAAUAGUGAUAAUGGCGAUGAUGUUGUGACGGUGAUGAUGACAACGAUAGCGGUGGGGGCCAUGCUGGUAACGAGAACGGAAUGCUUCUUUUAUAGGAACUGUUGUACUAAUGUAUUGAGGAAUGCAACAGACGGGCAGAUCAUUGCAGUCCCAGCUUUAGGCACGGGAAUUUAUAAUGUCCCUCAUGGUAUCAGUGCAAAAAGUUUAGUAACAGCAGCAUAUGAAUUCCUACAAGAAAACCCAUCAAAUGCUUUGAGAGAAGUUCAUUUUGUCGACAACAACCCCGCAGCUAUUGAAGCCUUGAUGAAAGAAAUGACGACAAGAUUUAGACAUGAUCCAAACUUCCAAAUCAAUGAGUUGGUUCGUGAUAGGUGGAGAUCCUACCUAGGAGCAGCAAGUGUUACUCCACCUUCAGCUCCUGUGCUGUCUAGUGGAGAUAUGGCAUUUGAGACCCCUGAAGGAAUGGAAAUCCGACUGACGGUUGAAAAUAUUGCAAAAUCCACGGUAAGAUACUCCUAGCUAUGUUUCUCAAAGCUGGACAAACUAAGAAACUUUGUUUCUUAGCGAUGUUUCCAAAAGGUGGUCAAACCAUAAACAUUACCAUAACCAUCAAUAUUGAGGAAACAUGGUUUCCCAAGCAUGCUUCUCGAAGGUGGAUAAACCUGGCCUUGAAUUUUAGCCAUGAGUAAAAAAGCAGGAAUCCUGGCCACAUAUCGCGAAGUGGGCAAACCAGGAAACGAUACAGCCGAAACACUGUUUCCUGGCUGUAUUUCCUGAAGGUGGACAAACUAGGAAACAUUGUUUAGAUAAAUAGAUAGAUUAUUUAUUAAGUAUUACAUUGCAGUAAUAGCUGAAUUGCGUAAAUUUUACAAUUUAAAAAAAAAAACAACAAGUAAAAAGCUUAUGCAAAUUUGCAUGAUGAUGGAAUAAAAGUAUUUUUUAAAUUUAAUAUGUAGGAGCUCAUAAGUUCGCUGGUAUUUUAAAUAGUAAUUCUAGUGGCUACGUUAGAUGCAUAUAAUAGGUUAUGAAGUUUAUGAUCACUGUUUGUAACGACCGAGCUAAAUAACUUAUCGCAGAGGUUCUGACGUCUGUUUUGUCGUGAAAAUAUGUUAAAAGUAAUUUUUGACCUUUGCAUGUUGUCUAAUCGUUGCAGGCCGAUGUCAUUGUUCGAUGUCAUGGUCUGAAGCUCAAAAAAAAUUUUUGUUCUAAAACGAUUUUGGACGAAGUUGAACGUAAAAUUGCCGCCUUUUGCGAAACGUGGACCAAAGAUAAUUGGCUAGUUGAGGAAAGAAUUUUUGGAGCCACAGAUGGCGCCCAAUUGAAAUGCAAGAAAGCGUUUCUUGUUUCCUUACCGAGUUGGACAGCUGAUUACGAAGAAAAGGUAAUUGCAUGGACAAUUAGAAAUCCAAGCCACUAUGAGAGUGGCGAUAAUACUGAAUGUGACGGCUACUAUACUAACUGUGCACAAUACUUAGAAAUAUCCCCGUAACCCCUGUAAGCAAUGUCCGUAAACGUAUAAACGCUCGAAAUGCCUAAUAGAUGAUAAACCUCGCCCGUAUGUAAACCCAACGUAGUAUAGCACCCGCAGCGAGCUGCGAGGAGCUUCGUGGGAGGACUGGAAUUGCGCCAUUACGGACCACAUUUAGAAGUCAUACGAGCAAAAUUUAGGGCAAAAAAGUCAUACGGGCAGUAUUUAUAGAAGUCGUAUGGAUUAGAAGUCAUACGGACAGGCAAUAUUUAUAGCAGGCUUACUUACCGACGAAGUUUAUCAUUUAUUAGGUAUUUCGAGCGUAGUUUAUACGUUUACGGGCAAUGUUUACAGGUAUUAUGGGGAUUAUAUUAGCCGGUUUACACGAGAAUCAUGAUGUUUCAUACGCAUGCAUGAGCCUUGCGAGAAUGUCGAUAAGAUGUACGCGCGAGAGAACUUUUACGUAAAUAAUCCAAAGUAAUGUUGUCCAGUAUGGCGUUCCAUACUUGAACAGUCUGUGCCAGUGUAAAGACAAUAAUAAGAUAACUACAGAUUGCGAGAAAUACAACCACCUGGUGUCAGGUAGGGCCGGCGCUGGUUUCAGCAAUGAUUUUGCAAGUAGUUGUAACUGUCUCAAUCAGGUCUCAAUCCCCUGUUACCUAUAUGGUGGUAGUUUUCUAAAGUGCUAAUGAUAUACGUUGCUGUGCAGAUAAUGGUGGUCAUCGUUGUUGACACUUGACAGUGGUAAUGAUGAGGAUGGUAUUUUGACUAACAAUGGUAACGAUACUCCCACAGACCAGUUUAGAUGUUAAAGUAGAAUGUUGAACGGAUGUUGAUGCUGCGUAGAUGAUGGUCAUCACGGGGAUGAUAAAGUUGGUUCUAGUGAUAUUGGCAGCAGUGAUUUUAUAUGUCAUUUAGAAAGCUAUAUAGAGAAUAAUACAUGGGUGCGUGGAAAUACCAGAUUUAUUUCGAGUGUUGAACAUGAUAUCUCACGAGUGAGCGCAGCGAACGAGUGAGAUAUCAUGUUCAACACGAGAAAUAAAUCUGGUAUUUCCAAGUAACCAUGCAUUUUUCUGUUUAUUAUAUAAACAAAAUUCAGCGAAUUUCACACGUAAAAAUAUCGUAUUUUUUACGUGUGUUUAAAUACGAUUUUUCUCAGUGGCCAAAAACUCUAAAUAACACUUAUGAGUUUAUAUAAUAAAUCUGGUUUUUGUAUUUCUUUUCCACAGAAACUUUGUCAGUUGGUACAAAAUCUAUUAGCCAAAGUCCAAACCCGAUCCCUAACCUCGAUUGCAAUUCCUGCACUUAGCACGGGAACGCUGAACUUCCCCAAAGAAUUAGUUGCCAAAGUCUUGUUCGUAGAAGCCAUGAAAUUCAGUUCAAAGAAAAGCCCUUCAUUGAAAAUCAAGAAGUACAAUGUAGUUGUCUACAGUGACAACACAAAAACGGUGGAUAUCUUUAAACAACAAUUCCAAAUCUAUUCAAAGAUGAAGAUGAAGAACGAUACAAAUAUCCACAAAACAAAAAGCAGGAAUUUUGGUUUGCUAAAAUCAGCCGCCAAAGAAAAGGCUAAGAGUUCAGAGGAUAAAACACACGGUGUGAAUGUUGAGAUUGUUCAAGGAAACAUUGUUCAAGAAUCGACUGACGCCAGUGUUGCAGAAGACAUCACACAAGGUAACAUGCAACAGAAUUUAAUAUGCAAAUGGCAGUGUGGUAUAAGAUUCGUCUUGAUGGAACCUCUCGUGUUCCUCAAUAAUUGUAAAGACAUUAUCAGUCCACACAUUUAGCUAUUAUGCGAUUGUCACUAAGGUUAAUUUGCGGAUUUUGCAAUAUUCUUAGACACAAAGUCAAGUGUGGUCACUUCUAGAGUAAUAACCUGGAAUGACUCGCAGUUAAUAACACUAUUAAUAAUGGAUAAAUAUAAUGCACAAGAGCCAAGGACUGUUAAUACUAUUAACAAUGGAACAUAACAUUACUAUUAUAUAUACCAUGACGGCAUGACACUAUUAAUAAUGGAAACGCAUAACACCAUUAUAUAUCCUGUCUGUCUGUCUGUCUGUCUGUCUGUCUGUCUGUCUGUCUGUCUGUCUGUCUGUCUGUCUGUCUGUCUGUCUGUCUGUUUUAUUUUACAUAGAAAUUAUUGUUAGCGAUUCCUAGCAGCCUUUCGCGCUCGUAUUCGACUUUUCCGCUUUGCUCGUGGACAAACUUAAUUUUUAAUUGAAAUUUCAAAAACUCAUUAAUAAUUCAUGAAGCAAUUAUCCAAUCUUGAGUACGAAAUUAGUCACGUGCAUACGUCUUUAUACCAGCUAAAGAACAUUUUAACAAAAGACCAUUGUUAUGCAAACUAUAUAAAGAUUUUUAUAUAAAGAUUUUUAUAUAAGGAUUAGACUUAUUAUGCAAACGUUUUUGAAGCCAUUUAAAAAACUCGCAGGUCGUGUUUUAUUAGGUCUAAAGCCACUCGCGCUGCGCGCUCGUGGCUUUAAACCUAAUAAAACACUCCUGCUCUUUUUUUAAAUAGUACAUACAACACUGUAAUAUAACAACGCUGUAUACAACACUAUGUAAGGCUACAUACGGCACCAUACGACACUAUACAACGUUAUACAAGAAUAUACAACAAUAUAUAAAGCUAUACGACACUGUACGGCACUAUACAACGUUAUACAAGACUAAUAUGACACUAUGCAAGACUAUACAACACUAUACUACGCUAUAGACGACUAUUAUACCAGACAUGACAAGACUAAACAAGACUAUACAACGUUAUACAUGACUAUACAACACUAUACGUCAUUUCGAUGUUUUCCUUCGUGGUUGAGUUAAUAGUUAUAUACCCUGUGCCUGUGAGCAGAGCCUUAAUAUCAAGUCUUCAAGCAUUUUCACGUUUUUCUUCGUGAAUCAUAACAACAUUUGCCAACAUUGAACAUGCCUGCAUCAUUCUGUCAUGAUAUUUAAACGGUCAAUAUAAACGUAUUACUAAUAAGUAAACAUUGUCAACAGCGUAUACUAAUAAUUCUAACGAAAUUAUUGUCUUUUAUUUGUGAAGAAAUUAUCGUUUUUCAUACUUUUUCAUCAUGGCGGAAGUACAGAGCGAGAGCUUUACGGCGACUUACGAGCAAUUACCGACUGACAGAAAUCCAAAUUUCUUCUAUAUUUUGAUUCAAGCUGCAUCGUUAUAACUCGGUCAAGGAAACUGGCACGAGUCAUGACGUCAAAAUCAGUUGUCGAGAUUAGUGGGCAGCAAUUAUACGAUAUUGCUAGGUGUUCCUGUUGGUUCCUGUCAUGAAUAAUUACUAGUAUUGACAUUACCACAUCUCAAUUCUUCAGUUUUUGAAACCAGAAUUAUAAAUCUUCCUCAACUACUCCUUUGUAUUAAUUUAUUUAAACUACAGUAGCGAGCGGAAAUUGGUAUACCUGAUUGCAGUAAACGAACAAACUUUAAAAAUUAUGGAAUAGUGUUUCACUAUCAAUAAUUGCUUUUUCAUUCUACCUGUCCAGAAAUUCCUUACUUAGUAUCAACUUUUCAAUAUUAUUAAGGUGGUCAAAUAGGAGCAGCACUUCUUAAGGCGGCAGGUGAAAGUUUGGUACAAGAGUACAGCAAGUUAGACAAGAUCGAAGCAGGAACUAUUGUUACGACUAGGGCGGGAAACCUAAAGGCGCGUUGUUUGUUGCACAUGGUAAUAAAGGUGCCCACUGGGAAAACUGAAAAGUCAAUAAUUCAAGAUGCAGUUACGAAGUGCCUAGAACACGCUGAUUUGUGCGAGUUUACCUCCCUGUCCCUGCCCCUGCCCGCAGUAGGUACAGGAUAUCUACCGAAAGACGCCAUUGAACAAUCUGCAGACAUUUUAUACAGCUGCAUCAACGAGUACCGCAAGCAAGAAAGAACGUUCUUGAAGCUUAUUCGCAUAGUGAUCAUUCAAGAAAACGUCUUCGCGGAUUUCAACAAGGCUUUUACACGCAAAGACACCACUACGUCUGCGGAUUCCAAAGGUAGAACUAAACUAUAUUAAGCUUUAUUUAUACUGGAUAGCUCUAACAGUAUAAAAUUGCUCUCUCUAGCUUUUGGGAGAUUCAAAACUCAUAUUGGAAGAAGUUAUAAUCAGACAACUAAACUGCGGGCACAGACAGGGGCGUAGCUAGCUCCAAAAAUGUAAGGCGGGAGCCACGCCUCUGGUCACAAAGGUAAAACACAUUCACAAAACAAAUGUAAUCAUAUACCAAUUAAUACAACAGGUACACGAAGAACAAGGCAACAAAUUACUCUGGAAAUUGCAGCAAAGAGUUUGAAUGAUAUCACAAAGAUCAAGAACGAGCUCAUGCAGGUCGAAGCUGAACAAUGCCAUUCAGAGACCAUUGAAGUCCGACAGAAGCUUGAUGACAGACAACUUGCUACAAUCUUAGAAGUACAAGACCUUCACGACGUUCGCAUAGAAUACGAACCUGAAAUUGGGUUCAUCAGAAUCAGUGGUCUUGCCAAAAAAGUAUCGAAUGCAUUGGGGGAAAUUCAUCAAAUUAUCCACGAUUGGGAGUCAGAGACACACCACAUGGAUGCAACCGUUCGCGAGGUUUUUUAUAUAUUUUAUUCAUUUUAAUAAUUCUCCCAUUGCUAGCCAUGGCAACUGGUCACAGCUAUGCUAACAAACCUGGAUCUAAAUAGGUUAAACACACAAGACAUUUCUAAAGGUUCGAAUAAUGCAAAUCAUUAAAAAUCUGCAUAGCAUGAGCUGUUGCUAAAUGGCUAUCUCACCACUGUGAAUUACAUAUUGUCAAAAUAAAACUUACUGAUUUUGGACUAGGAAGUUAAUGGAAACCAGGCAAAGUUUCAUAAACCCCUUAGUAGAAUAAUCAAUCGAUUUUCACUAUUUCUAAUCUGCAUUUCAACAUUUUGUCCUACCGAGCGAGAAGCCUAAAACCUUUGGUAUUUACCCAUACACCAUAUAUACCUUUGUAUCUUGCUCGUUUCUACCGCUCAAUAUACUAUUACUUAAUUAACAUCUAGGCAGUGGAAACCUCUCAUUAUUUAUGAAGCUCCUAUUAUAAUAGCACAAUACAAAAUCUAAUAUUAAUUAUUUUCUAGUAUAAAUUUGAUUUUUUUAUAGGUUCAGUGGUUCUAUUACGAGACGAAUGCAAAUGUCGUUAUUCCUGCGAAAUACCCAGACAGCAUAAACGCCAAGAUAGAGAGGGCAUACAAGAAUGAUCCUAGUGGAAGUGUUGUAGUUGGUGAGAAGAUGAAAUAUGAAAUAGAUUUCAAAACAAUGACAAAGACAUGUCUGGAUCCAAGCGAGAACGAAAUAAUGAAAGUGCAUAGACAUCCCUGUGAAGGUAGGCCAAAACUUGGGAAUUUCGAACACUUAACCUGUAGUACCUUAGCUUAACGUUCUCAACUCGCAAACGAACAGUACUUAUUCUUCACAUGUGACUGAAGCGAAAUUAUAUUUAGACAACUGUACAUGGCAGAUAUUGGACCCAAAUAGCAGAGGCGAAGAAUACGCACUAAUGUACCUUUCCCCUUAUAACAAAAAUUUUGAUCUAGACAAAAAUUUCAUCACAGCUUGAAACAGCAUCACAAAAUUAGUAAUAUUCCAAAGUUUCGUUGCGAAAUGUUGUAAAAUGCGGAUAAUAUAGCCCUGCGAAAUUUGUAAUUUUCAGUCAUUUUGUAUUACAAAUGGAAAAUUGAUGCCCCAACACCCAAUUGGGCUGUCAAUUUCCCAUGCGUAAUACAAAAUGACUGAAAAACGGCAAAUUUCGCAAGGCUAUAUUAUCCGCAUUUUACAACAUUUCGCAACGAAACUUUGGAAUAUUACUAAUUUUGUGAUGCUCUUUCAAGCUGUGAUGAAAUUUUUGUCCAGAUCAAAAUUUUAGUUAUAAGGGGAAAGGGCCAUUAGCAACACACCAAUGCCUAAAUGGCUGUUAAUGCUACCUAAUAUUCAGGUGGCACGACUGCCAAAAAUUACUUGCUGUUCUAUAAAUUGUCCCAGUAAUAUAUUUACUUUUACUUCACUUCUGACCCAAUAGCCGUCCAUGAUCGUGGACGAGUCAAACCAGUUUGAAAUACAAGUUCUGAAACCGGUUUGGGAAAACAAAUAGUACGCAUGCUCAGAGCUGAAUUACGCCUUAAUGACAUUGAGCCCGUAGUGUCAAAAUGACGGCUUGCCCAGCAUGGUCAUUUCGAGGUUUUUUAUGUUGUUUGAAAGUGUUCUAAGUUAUGUAAUUGAUAUUUUCAAAGAUGAAACUGUGAAAGCAGUGACAGAAGAACAAACGAAAGAAAUCUUUUCUUUUUUGUUUGCCUUCAAAUUGGGUACGGUAAGUCUUUGAUUUACCAAGUUGCUCCCGCAAAAAGCGGUUUGAUAUCACGUGGUGACCAGCACUCGUUGCCAUGGCAAUUUUUGCAUAAAAAACGUGACAGAUCUAGGCAGACGUCUCUUCUGCUUCGUUUUCCUGCGCAAAUAGAGAGUCAGCAAGGGAAGGGUGCAAUAAACAGUAUAUUCAAGCAAUUUUAUAAGUAACAAAAGGAGUAUGAAACAAGAGUUCCAAUUAUGGUUGGCGACAAGUCGACAACCAUAAUUCAACAGAAAAUAUUUGUUCAACUUCAAGAGCUUCAUACAUUCAUAUUCAACAAAUAUAUUCAUUCAACUUCAACGAAAAUAUUCAUUCAACUUCAACAGAAAUAUUCAUUCUUGCUGAAUUCUCUUUUCGGCAUACAUGUAGGUGGUGGUAAAUCAGCAUCGCUAUUCAUAAGGUCUGUCCUAGUGUGUGUUAAUUAUGUCUUUCAUGAUUAGAUUGAAAUGUUUCUUUGAGAUUGGAUGCGGCGAUGUGGCCAUUCAAAAUUUUAUGGAAAUUUUAUGAAAAUAAGAUUUAAGGCAGUUUCGUCUUUCUUCGAGAGGUUUCCAGUUUAGAUAAUCAUGAUUACUAGAUUACUAGAUACUCCAAAAUAUCACAUACUCGAACCGACCUGACCGCGUAGCUCAGUUGGUAGAACAUUGGGCUAGCAUUCCAAAGGUCGUAGGUUCAAUUCCCACCGUGGCCAGACAUAUUUUUCAAGCUUGCCCGAUGUGGAUAUACACUCAGAGUAACAUCCGAAACAUCAUAUUCAUAUAACGUACAUAACACCAAUACAGAAAAAUCUUAGCUAAUGUCAGUUCGAAUGAUUUUUUUAAGAAAAUACAAAGUAAAAGUAUAUAUUAAUAAUAUAUAAGAAUAGCAAGGAUGCAUAUUUACAAUAUACAAUGUUGAUAUUAUAUAUUUUUGCAGGAAUUGUACAGCCUUAUCUUGAUUAUUGCAGUCUAGUAGGCUCCUACCCACGUUUGUAAAUAUUAAAUACCACUAUAUAUUACUCAUGUAAUGUUUUGGGGGGAACGUAAUUAAAAAAAAACAACAAAAAAACCCAAUAGCAUUAAAUAGCAUUUUGGCUGUCGAAAGUGGUACACAAAAGAUUUAACCCGUCUCAUUGCCAGCACCAAUCUUAGAACAGAUAGAAUAUGUUUAUCCCAAGACAACCUAUCGUCCAUAUUCACGAACAAGGCAUGAAUAUUUAUUGAUCCUGAGUAUAUUAUUAUUAAAAUAGGAUUGCUAGAUACUUUAUUCUUAAAAUUAUAGAAAGAUCCAAUGAAUAUAUGUUUCGAUUUACUGGGGUGGAUUUGAAGUUUGUUUGUGUCAUCCAUUAAUUUACGUAUAUUUUCAAGAUCAAUAUUUACAUUGUCGACAAGGUCAGCGCAGACGUUAGAAGAUGCAUAAAUUUCCGUGUCAUCAGCAUAGAAUGAAGGAGUUGAGUGACUUAGCAAAUCAGGCAUAUCAUUUAUAUAUAAUAAAAAUAAUGGUGGACCAAGGAUGAAUCCCUGUGGAACUCCACAUAUUAUCGUUUUUGCAUGGGUUCGAAUAAAAAUAAUAGUGGACUAAAAAUAAUAGUGGACCAAGGAUGAACUCCUGUGGAACUCCACAUAUUAUCGUUUUUGCAUGCAUUCUGUUAUUCAGUUAUGAUUCGAAUCAUUUUAUAGUUGAUUUCCUGUUAAAACUUGCGCAUUUUAUGUCAAUCAGAAUUUCAUGAUUUAUGGGGUCGAAGGCUUUUCUAACAUCACGAAAGACUAUACAAUUUAAUUUCUAAUACUACCCAUGUUUUUAGGUAAGUUAUCACACAUUUGUAUUAACGCAGACAGGGUUGAGUGUUUAGGUCUAAACUCUAAACCCUGAUUGGAAUUUAGAUAGUAUAAUUAGUUUGUUUACUGGAAAGAUAGCCAUAAAGCUGUCGAAAAACCUCUCUCAAAUACUUUAAUUACAAUGAGUAUGGAAAUUGGUCGAUAAUUUUCACAUUUCCGUCUACCUUUAAAUUUCUCAACGUGCCCGCGAGCAGGCCGAACCUUGCAUGAAUGUAUAUAUUUUUAAGCUUGAAUAAAUUUUUUUUCGGAUGAACGAAUAUUUUUGUUGAAGUUCAAUGAAUAUUUUUGUUGAAGUUGAAUGAAUAAUUUUGUUGAAGUUGAAUAGAUUUGUUGAAGUUGAAUAUGAAUAUAUUUGUUGAAUAUGAAUGUUUAAUCUUGAAGUUGAACAAAUCUUUCUGUUGAAUUUUGAAACAAAUCCCCAAACCUAUCCAAUUGACAUGAAUACCAGUAUAAAUGUUCAUAAUUAUCUGUACCUUUGAUAUUUUCUAGCAUUUCCAUUUCCACCAAACUGGGAAUUUCAACCAAUGGAUUGUUGGACGGACAAAGAGCUUGAGGUACAUCGUUUCACCAUUGAUAAACAGAGUGAAGAAUAUCGCAAAAUCCAUGACAUGUCUAAAGGGACAUGGAGAAUAUUUUCGUCAUUGUCAAACACUGAAAUUGUAGAAAUUGAAAGAAUACAAAAUCCUCGAUUGCACCAGAUCUAUGAGGGGCAAAAGAAAAAGAUGAGCAAUGGUGGAAAUGAAAUGAGAUUGUUUCACGGAACAACAAAGACAUCCGUGGAGAAUAUUAAUACGACUGGUUUUAACAGAUCUUACUGUGGAAAGAAUGGUAAGCUAAUCAUAUUUGCAUUUCCAUCUUAAUCGGCAUGUAAGGAUAAACAACACUGACCUGAUCUAGUCUUGAUGUGUUACUUAAGGGUGGACCAUUAUAUAUCUUGUGAGGGAAAAUUUUCCUUGCAAGAAUUUUUUUGAGUUUGGAUUUUUUUGUUUACGGUAUAGAAGCUGUGCAGGAAUUUUCCACGCACUUUCGGUAUAUUCCAUGUGGUUGCAGAAUUUUUUUCUUUCCCUAAAUGCUUGCAAGAUCUUUUUUUCAAAUCCUAAUCUACCCCCUUCUCCCAGGGCUAGGAUAUCUAAUGACCCACCCCUUACAGGGAUGGGCCUAAUGGCCUACCCCUAAUGGCCUACCUAUCUAAUGACCUACCUAUCUAAUGGCCUACCUAUCCAAUGGCCUACCUAUGCAAUGGCCUACCUAUUCAAUGGCCUACCUAUCCAAUGGCCUACCUAUCCAAUGGCCUACCUAUCCAAUGGCUUACCUAUCCAAUGGCCUACCCCUUACAGGCAAUUGGGUAUGUUUUGAUUGUUGAACUUUGAAGCCUGUCGUUAAAAGCAACCGUUAAAUUAACAUCACCUGAUCAUUUGCAAAGUAGCGCAGUGGCGUAGAAAACGACAUAGUGGUGGAGCACUGUGACAUGGCAGGCACCAUUACCAUUAGACAAGAGCGCCAGGGGGGGAAAGGGCAUUCUCCUAUACAAUUUAACCGUGAAACUUGCAGCCUAGUUAACGAAAUCGUCCAUUAAAAAAACAAAAGAGAUACAGAGCGAGCCAAUAGAUGUAUUUAUUAGAUGAUCGUCGUAAUAUAAAUUAUUCUGAUUGUCGAAGAAGUAGGGCGAUACCUCCCCUAUAUCCCAAUGCCCUUGGAAUCUAACGAAAAUAACUCUUUUCUUCACAGCUGUAAAGUUCGGCAAAGGAGUAUAUUUUGCAAAGCACGCAUGGUACUCGGCAGGAAAUACUUUUUCCGUUCCCGAUGAGGAAGGCUUACAAUACAUGUACAUAGCUCGGGUGUUGGUUGGUGAAUACACGGAAGGAAAAGAAGGAUUAGUCGUGCCUCCCCCGAUUGACGAAAAUAACCGGGCCGUCUGCUACGACUCUGUUGUCGACAAUGUAACAAAGCCACAAGUGUUUGUCAUUUUCUAUGAUUAUCAGAGCUAUCCUGAAUAUUUAGUUACUUUUACGAAUUAUAAUAAUACCGACUCGGGGUCGUAUAGCGUAUUAGAGUGGCCGUAUAGCAAAGAGCCAAGGCAGUAUAGCAAAGAGCCAGGGCCGUAAGCAAAGGCGUCAAAGCCUGUUAUGAUUAAUCCAUAUAUUUCAUUAUUUUAAUUUGUGUGCAUCUUCGUGUAGUAUUUUUUUCUGAUUAAUGUUACGCUAAAAGUGUAAAGGUUGUCACGGAAAUUGUCGACUUUAGUUCGGAAACUGUCGUUCACACCAUAAGGCGACGAUAUAACUAGUAUAAAUAGCAUGACUAUAUAUUACAUUUGGUAUCUUAACCAGAUGCCUCACUCAGCG